AUCUCGUCACCGAAUUUCCCAUCCCCCACACAGUUCACUCGCCACCACCGAUUAGAAUCUCCGACGUGUUCCGUCGCGGAAUCCAAUCCCGAGGUAUCUCGUCGCCGAAUUCGUUUCCCCUUCAUUAAAUAGCACCGAAUCCGUCUCCUUCCUCUCUCUCUCUCUCUCUCUCUCUCUCUCUCUCCACCUUCGCGCUCCCUCCCAUGGCGUACCUCAGCAUGGGCGAGGCUCACCGCCGCAUCUCCUCUUACCUCGCGAGCUUCUCCGACGCCAUCGCCGCCCAGGACGGCGGAGCCCUCAAGCCCCUCCUCGCCGUCUCCUCCUCCUCCUCCCCUUGCCCUCUCCUCGGCGUCGCCGAUGCCCUCGUCGCCUUCCACGAUUGGCCCCGCUUGGUGAACCAAUCGGAGAGGUUCUCCAACCUCGGGGAAACCAUAAUCCCCCUCCUCCGAUCCCUCCAGAGCUAUCGCCUCCGCCGCUUCGCUGACGCCUACGCCUCCUACGAGAAAGCUGCGAAUUCGUUUCUACAGGAGUUUCGGAAUUGGGAGACGCCGUGGGCGAUGGAGGCGAUGCAAGUUGUAGCGCUCGAGAUAAGGUUGCUUGCUGAGAAGGCCGAUAGGGAGUUGGCAUUGAAUGAUAAGAAUCCAGAGAAGCUGCAGAGCGCAGGAUCGUUCUUGAUGAAGGUCUUCGGGGCUCUUGCGGGCAAAGGACCUAAGCGUGUUGGAGCAUUGUAUGUCACCUGCCAAUUGUUCAAAAUAUACUUCAAGCUUGGCACUGUUCACCUUUGUCGCAGCGUCAUAAGAAGUAUUGAAACUGCUCGGAUAUUUGACUUUGAGGAGUUUCCAGCUAAAGACAAGGUCACAUACAUGUAUUACACGGGUCGCUUGGAGGUCUUUAAUGAAAAUUUUCUUGCUGCCGAUCAGAAGUUAACGUAUGCAUUGACGCAUUGCAACUCUAGAAGUCGAACAAAUUUAAGGAUGAUUUUGAAGUAUCUUAUUCCAGUAAAGCUUUCAAUAGGUAUCUUGCCUAAAAUGUGGCUUCUCGAGAAGUAUAAUUUAGUUGAGUAUGCAGAUGUUGUGAAUGCACUGAAAAGGGGAGAUCUCCAACUUCUAAGGCGGGCUCUUCAACAGCAUGAAGACCAGUUCUUAAGAUCAGGUGUGUACCUGGUGCUGGAGAAGCUAGAACUACAGGUCUAUCAAAGAUUAGUGAAGAAAAUUUACAUAAUCCAAAAACAAAAGGACCCCAGCAAGGCACAUCAAAUUAAGCUGGAAGUAAUCGUCAAAGCAUUGAAAUGGCUUGAAAUUGACAUGGAUGUCGACGAGGUGGAGUGUAUAAUGUCCAUUCUCAUUUACAAGAACCUUAUGAAGGGUUAUUUCGCGCACAAAAGCAAAGUCGUCGUUCUCAGCAAACAAGAUCCUUUUCCUAAACUGAACGGGAAACCCGUCGGAUCGUAACAGCAAAACUUCUUGUGGAAUUUGCCUGUUGAUGGUAGGAUUUUUUGUUAUCUUUGCUUAAUUAUUGUUGUAAAACUUUUUGUAGAACAAUUCACAGUAUAAGCAUUGCUAAUUUAGUGGUUGAGCUUAAGUGUAGCAGGUGGCCUUUUGGGGCAUGUUAUUUUUUAUCUUCAUAAUCAUCAUGUAAAGUUUCUUCACCAUUUCAAGUUCCCCAUUGAUCUUUUUUUUUUC
Molecule: messenger RNA, 1682 nt
Organism: Ananas comosus (pineapple)
Lineage: Eukaryota; Viridiplantae; Streptophyta; Magnoliopsida; Poales; Bromeliaceae
Product: enhanced ethylene response protein 5
Exons: 12
Coding region: 204-1451 (415 amino acids)
Biological process (GO): post-transcriptional tethering of RNA polymerase II gene DNA at nuclear periphery; poly(A)+ mRNA export from nucleus; transcription elongation by RNA polymerase II
Cellular component (GO): transcription export complex 2
Molecular function (GO): double-stranded DNA binding; RNA binding
Source: RefSeq, a predicted model, not a curated record